AUGGCUGAGCAGGGGAGGAUAGUCAUGCCGACUGUUGGAGCAACAGGCAGCAGGGGACGACUGACCGGCAACACAGUCAGACGAUACAAUACUUCUUAUGACCUAGGCAGGGCUCAUUUCACUUCUUACCUCGGACUACCCAGCGGGACGGGUUUCACAUCAAACCAGAGACCAGCCAUAUAUUACAGGCCCAGUAUGGACCACAUUGACAACCCUCAGUUUGGACUAUCUCUGCUAUCUGACAGUUUCACGACUCAAACUAAACAACACUACCAGCUUCACGUCCGGUCUGAUUGUAUGGGGUCUUUGCCAAACCUCAUUAACAAACCCAGAGACAGCGGCUUCUAUCAGCUGAGGAUUCGACCACAAGCAGAGACUAUGGAGGAAAAGACAGAAUACCAAAGAUUGUUUGUGCCACAUCGUCUCACACCAACAGUUUCCCAGAACCAUGUGACCGUGGGUCCAAUAGGAGAAAGUGGUUUCACUGAGGGAACAGACCUUCAACUAAACACAUUUCAGGACAAAAGAAACUGCCUGGUUGAACCUCUCCAGACUCCCGGCUCAGUGAUGAAAAAUGACUUCACGGCACCGUCAUUUCUGCAGGGCACUGAGGCGAGACCGAGCCUGUGCAACAGCCAUUUCUCUCGAGAAACAGGAUUCACUCGAGGUGCCAUCGCUCCCUUGGCCUGCCCAAGCUCCCUUCUGCCCUCGCCGCAGACUAAAAGUAAUUCACCAACUGAGAAGACCAUUGGAAAAAAGGAGCCCACAGGGUCUCUUCGCAAUGCUCCAAACAACCAGGCUUUCCCUAACACACCUUUUGAUUGUUCACACUUUAACACACACUAUAAAAGCACGUUUUGUCGUGAUGCAGAUUAUGAGAAGGUGAAAACUGGCCACACUUGUGCAGGAAUCAUCAGUGCGAAAAUGGACAACGGCUACAAUCGUCGAGACAUGGACAGGUUCAUCUUUAGGGGCUAG
Molecule: messenger RNA, 978 nt
Organism: Cottoperca gobio
Lineage: Eukaryota; Metazoa; Chordata; Actinopteri; Perciformes; Bovichtidae
Gene: saxo4
Product: stabilizer of axonemal microtubules 4
Exons: 11
Coding region: 1-978 (325 amino acids)
Molecular function (GO): phosphatase binding
Source: RefSeq, a predicted model, not a curated record